UUUUUUCUUUCAUACAUAAAUAUAAAUUAAAAUUUAUGUAUAGUUCCAGAAACAUGUGCCUGAAGUGGCUGCUGCUGCUGCUGAUUGCGGUGGCCGGAGGAGCCGUCGCCGCCGCCUCCUCCGCUGUCAGACGCGACGGCGGAGUGACCUACGACCGCCGGUCUCUGAUCAUCGCCGGCCGCCGGAAACUGCUGUUCUCUGGGUCUAUACAUUACCCGAGAAGUACACCCGAUAUGUGGACGUCGUUGAUAGCAAAAGCAAAAGAAGGUGGACUGAACACUAUUGAUACGUAUGUCUUCUGGAACGUUCACGAACCUCAGCCUGGCCAGUAUGAUUUCAGUGGAAGAGCGGAUAUAGUGAGAUUCAUCAAGGAAAUUCAGGCUCAAGGACUCUAUACAAUCCUUCGGAUUGGUCCUUUCAUUCAGGCCGAGUGGACUUACGGAGGCUUGCCGUUCUGGCUCCGUGAAGUCCCCGGCAUUGUUUUCCGGACGGAUAAUGAACCGUAUAAGUUUUACAUGCAAAAUUUCACGACGAAAAUCGUGGAUUUGAUGAAGUCGGAGAAGCUAUUUGCUUCACAGGGAGGUCCUAUAGUACUAUCGCAGAUUGAGAAUGAGUACCAGAAUGUGGAGAAGGCUUUUAACGAAGCAGGUGCACGGUAUGUCCUUUGGGCAGCAAAGAUGGCUGUAGGCCUUAACACUGGUGUGCCAUGGGUGAUGUGUAAGCAAGAUGAUGCUCCCGAUCCUGUGAUCAAUGCUUGCAAUGGGAGGAGCUGUGCAGAAACAUUUGUAGGACCGAAUUCGCCGAAUAAGCCAGCAAUUUGGACAGAAAAUUGGACACACCUGUAUGAUCUAUAUGGCAAUGCUACAAGAAUCUAUAAGCCAGAGUACAUUGCUUACCAGGUUGCCCUAUUCAUAGCCAAGUUGAAUGGAAGUUUCAUAAACUAUUACAUGUAUCAUGGAGGGACCAAUUUUGGGAGGACUACUUCAGCAUUCACAUUAACCAGUUAUUAUGAUCCUGCCCCCCUCGAUGAGUAUGGUUUGAUCAAUGAGCCGUUAUGGGGUCAUCUAAGGGAGCUGCAUGCAGCGGUACAGAAUUGCUCCGAUACGCUACUUUAUGGACAACAAACCAAUUAUUCUUUGGGUCCCCUGCAGAGGGCCUAUGUGUAUUCCGGGGAUGAGCGAAAAUGUGCUGCCUUUCUUGUAAAUGCUGAUCGAAACAAUACCGACAUCAAAUUUCAGAAUAGAACAUAUAGGCUUCCGGCCGAAUCUAUUAGCAUCUUGCCAGAUUGCAAUAUUGUGUCCUUUAACACAGCCAAGGUUGCUGCCAAAUGCACUGAAAGAAUAAGAGUACCAACUAUGAAGUUUGAUUCUCCAAUGUUAUGGCAAGAAUGGCGAGAAGUUAUACCAGUAUUUGACAGUACGACAUUGAGAUCAAAUUUAUUGUUAGAACAGAUGAACACUACCAAAGAUACAUCUGAUUAUCUGUGGUACACUGCUGAAUAUGAGGUGCCGGCAGACGCAAAAGCCGAGAUCAAGAUAGGUUCGCGUGGACAUGUGCUGCGUGCCUACAUCAAUGGACGCCUUGUAGGAUCCGCCCAUGGCUACUUCAGAAAUUUCAGCUUUACUUUGGACACUACCGUUCUGUUUCACCGUGGAGUGAACACCAUAUCUUUGCUGAGCAUUAUGGUUGGAAUGCCGGAUUCAGGUGCUUAUCUUGAGAGUAGAGCUGCCGGAUUGGUAAAUGUAAACGUUCUAGGAAAUCAAGGUAGCAAAAAUUUAACGGACAAAUAUCCGUGGGGUUAUCAGGUCGGAUUAGUGGGCGAGAGGGUACAGAUUUACUCGAUGAAUGGAUCGAGCAAGGUGCCAUGGAGCAAGUACACCAUCAGUCCCAACCAGCUCACAUGGUAUAAGGCCAUAUUUGAUGCGCCCGGAGGUUCUGAUCCUGUCGCAAUAAAUCUUAACUCUAUGAGAAAAGGCCAAGUAUGGAUCAACGGCCAAGGUAUUGGCCGAUAUUGGAUUUCCUUUCCCAAACCUGAUGGAAUGCCUUCACAAACAUGGUUACAUAUACCUCGGUCGUUCCUGAAACCGAGGGGCAACAUGUUGGUGUUGUUCGAGGAAGAAAUGGGCAAUCCUCUCGGCAUAUCCAUAGGCACUGUGUACCUAAAAAAGUUAUGCAACCGGUACAAUUCUUAUCCAUUUUUAGGAUUUUCAUCAACAAGAAGAUCCUAGCAUUGUCUAGAAGUGAUCUAAUUCUACAGAUUCAAAAAAGGUAAAUUUACAAUUCUUAUUUGAAUACAUUUGGAUUUUAUUUAUAAGAGAAAAUAAUAAGAUAAUUUCUAACUGCAAUGUUAAAUAAAAGUAUAUGUUGUACCGUUCAUAUUUAUAUAUAUAUAUAAUAUAUAUAUAGAAGUGUACUGUAUAAAUAUAUUUAUUGUGGUGAAAAUCAAUAUCUAAUUAGCUUAA
This is a messenger RNA of Andrographis paniculata, 2462 nucleotides long. RefSeq names its product beta-galactosidase 16-like. Bases 36 to 2228 code for a protein of 730 amino acids. Gene Ontology annotation, cellular component: cell wall; vacuole. Gene Ontology annotation, molecular function: beta-galactosidase activity. Gene Ontology annotation, biological process: carbohydrate metabolic process. The transcript is spliced from 18 exons. The record is from RefSeq and is a predicted model, not a curated record. Lineage: Eukaryota; Viridiplantae; Streptophyta; Magnoliopsida; Lamiales; Acanthaceae.